Molecule: messenger RNA, 624 nt
Organism: Penaeus chinensis
Lineage: Eukaryota; Metazoa; Arthropoda; Malacostraca; Decapoda; Penaeidae
Exons: 4
Coding region: 1-624 (207 amino acids)
Source: RefSeq, a predicted model, not a curated record
AUGGUGCCGAAGCCUCAUAGGAAGGUUAAAAGGAGGCACUUGUGUUCAUCUUCCUCCAGCACUGUAGAGGAGAGCCAAGAUGAGGAUCUGCUGGAUGGUCCGAGAAGUUUCAGAAGUAUUACGACAAGCCACACACACACUCUAAAUACUACAAGGAGUGGGGUCAGUUUGUGCGUGAUCGGAGUGAGAGGAUCGUCGAACUUGGGCGAAGACCCUCUCACCUAUGAUUUUGAAACAGAAUGGAAAGUAUAUUGGAAACAUCGCUUAAGUAAGCUGGAAGUGGAAGACUGGAAUGAAAAAAAGAAAAAAUAUCUAGGGCUUGUUAAGAAGGGACACGGCGUCUCUGACAGGAGGCGGAAAUAUGAAUCGUGGUCAACAACAAGAACGUCGAGUCCUAGAUCCAGUACCGAGUCAAGUUCAAGAUCAUCAACAACGUCGAGUACAGUAUCGACAGGAACAUCUAGCUCAAGUUCCAGAACCAAGUCAAGAUCACCAAGCUCAAGUUCCAGCACUAGGUCAAGAUCAACGUUCAACUUGAAAGAGAGAGCUAGAAGAUUGGGAGGGAGGUCAUGUUCGAGGUUGAGGUUAGAAUCUAGGAAAAAGUCUCAGGAGCUCAAUUUUUGA